AUGCUUGACGUUUCUUUGUUAUUCAUGCCAAGUAUGUGUAUUUAUGCUUAUGCACAUGAUGCAAACACUGUUCGUUGUACACCUGAAAUGCAAAGGAUCCUAGGCUUUGGAAAAAACGUCUUUAAAUACUGCUUGAAAUGCAAAAUAAAGUACAACUCGACUAAUAUGAAAGACGUGCAGUUUCACAAAAGACUGCACAGGACCUAUUUAAUCCCAAAAUGUGAAAAGAUCUGUGAAAAUUUUUAUCAAAAGGGAAACACGUUUUACUUUGGGCAUGAGGAGGUUGAGGCAAAGUGCAUUGUCAAGAAGCACAAAAGCCAACUAAGACUAAGUGAAAUAUGGGCCACCUCAACACUGUCAAAAGACAGGCUGUUAGCCAAUCUUAAAAUGGCAUUUCCCGACAUUGAUAAUAUAAUCUGA
Messenger RNA from Vittaforma corneae ATCC 50505, 420 nucleotides. RefSeq lists its product as uncharacterized. Lineage: Eukaryota; Fungi; Microsporidia; Nosematidae. The transcript has a single exon. The coding region runs from base 1 to 420 and encodes 139 amino acids. The record is from RefSeq and is a predicted model, not a curated record.